Messenger RNA from Alternaria rosae, 893 nucleotides. RefSeq lists its product as uncharacterized. The coding region runs from base 94 to 687 and encodes 197 amino acids. NCBI's taxonomy places the organism in Eukaryota, Fungi, Ascomycota, Dothideomycetes, Pleosporales, Pleosporaceae. The transcript has 3 exons. The record is from RefSeq and is a predicted model, not a curated record.
GCUUUGAACCGACAUCUUCGCUCCAGCGACACGCGGUGUGACGGAUCCGCAUAAUGUGAGAUCUCACCCGCGUAUCGAUCGUCCAAUCACACGAUGAGGAUGUCCGAUUCUACCUUUCUACUUUCCGGGUAUCGAUCGUUGUAUCGCCGUCAUACCGAGCAUCCGAAAUGUUACUAUGGGGUUGCAGUUUUCUUUUGGAGUGGGAUUUUGUCCUCAGCGAAGGGUUCAAAGCUGCGUGUUCACUGUUUAGCAUGUGCUGACUUCAAGGGAUAUCCUAAGAUAAGUGAGUCGGUCCGAAGUCUGAUUAUAGAUGCGAUAGACGUACGAUAUACACGCGAUGCAGGUUCCCAACACCCUUCAUGCCCAAAAUAUGACACGCCAUUACUCGUCACACCGCCAAAUACCAACCGAUAUCACCGGAUACUUGGAGUGUCUGGAAAUAAUCACCAGAACGCAACUGUCUUUGGUAGCCAAGUAGUCUGUUCUCCACAGUCAAGACACACGAAAUGUCGGCAACACCAUGCCGUUAGUUAUAUGGCUCGAAUUAUCCUCCAACAAAGACCAUGCACAACGUACUUUGAAUCGCCAACUGCUUGGGUCUUGAGCCUGCGACUCUCUGAUUUUCAAUACUCACAUACUAGUUGUACAUCACAUUCUCGCCCUAUGGCACUUCCUCACACCCUGUGAAGAGUUUGACUCUCUAGUUGAUUACCAAACAAAUGUGCUACCGUCAAACCAGAACCUUGGUCUUUCGGACAUGGCCAUGCUUUACCGUCCAAUAGUAGUCUUGUUUUCUAGUGGUAAGGCUCAAAAGCUCGCUACUUCCACAAUGAAUGUCGCUUUGACUUUGAAACAGAGGAGUUGGUCAAAAAUUCCAUGCCGUUCGACCACCA